This is a messenger RNA of Desarmillaria tabescens, 1965 nucleotides long. RefSeq lists its product as uncharacterized. The coding region runs from base 1 to 1965 and encodes 654 amino acids. NCBI's taxonomy places the organism in Eukaryota, Fungi, Basidiomycota, Agaricomycetes, Agaricales, Physalacriaceae. The record is from RefSeq and is a predicted model, not a curated record. The transcript is spliced from 18 exons.
AUGUUCUCCCUCAGCAUCAUCGGCUUUCUUCUGGCAUAUACUCGUUUCGCAAAGGCCGACCUUUGCGCUGACAUCGCAGGAAAGACGUUCGUCCCACCUGCCGCCGCCUUAGCCUGCCUAAGGUCUUUCCCCUUUAACGAGACCUUGCGAGUCAAUGUCUUAAACAAUGCCGCUCGCGUACUUGACUUCUACACCUUUGAGGAGUAUUACUUGAAAUCCCCUCCGCCCUUUCAGGAGUCCACGGUUAAUAUCAGAGAAGCUCUUGCCCGAAUGAAUGCGACAGCUUACGAGACCGAUUACGAUUUUAGCUGGGACCUUUACAUGUUCACGACUCGAAUGAAUGAUGGCCACACCCGCUGGUUCCCAGAUUGUUACAACACGUACCAAAAUGUCCUAUCGGCACCGGUAAUCACGGCUUCCGUGAACGGUCAACAGGGCGUGUACAUCGCCCCCGACGCUGUCGAGUUCCUAUCCCUGCUAGGCGAAGAGUUCACCUCGUUCUUCGAUUCUAUUCAUUUCAACUGGACACGAUUAGCAGGUGCUAAGGUCCUCGCGAUCGAAGAUAAAGAUCCUUAUGAUUAUGUCGAUACCAUUGCAUCGACGGUCUCGGGAAACUUCCUUGAUCACGGCGUCCGCGUAAACUCGGUUUUCACAAGUUACAGGAUUUCCGGCACCGACUUUUCCCAGCGCCUCGGUGAUCUAGCAGGUCCCAUCGGUGUAGUCCAAACAGAAGUCAAGUUCAAAUUGGUUCCUGUCGGUUCCACUAGUGCGGAGACAGUGACUGUACCGUUUUUGGCAAACUUUUUGGGGGUUCCUUUUACUGAUGCACAGUCUUUCUGGGCCAAUAACUGUGCGGCGAACGAGAACACCAAUGGUCGUGAUAAUAAGGGUGUGGCCUCCUUUACAAGUUUGCCCGCAAAGCGCCGUCUCGCCAAGGGUGAGAUCAUCGACCUUUCGAAUUCUAGCGCUGUUGGUUUGCCGCAACAGUUUAUGCCCACCCUUCCUCCUGUCAGCGGAAGCACUGGGGUAAUCAAGUCAUAUAUCCUACCCGGAAAUCAUACUGGGGUCAUGUUCGUCGGUUCGUUCGGCGGCGACUUUGAUGCAUUCAUGUCCGAUGUCGUUCAAUCCAUCAGCGCAUUCCAGGAGGCCGGCGUUACCCGCUUACUCCUGGACCUGACCAACAAUGGUGGCGGGUUUGUCUGCUUGGGGCAAUUCCUCUUCCAAUAUCUUGCUGGUUCUAGCUUUGGUUAUCCCGGCUUUGUAUCCACCACUCGCGGUAAUAUACUCGCACAGAAGGUUCUUGCUUCGGAUAUUGCGCUGGGAAAUGACGACACUAUAACCUUUUACACUGCUGAUAAUUGGGCAUUUCUGAACGACACUCAAAUGCCAGCCACGUUCAACUAUCUGGAUCCCGUGGUGAAUUUUGUCGUCAAUAAUGUUUCUGACCCUACCUCUCAGCGUUUCCACGAUACUUGUGGAUUGUCAUUCACCCAGCCCAUUCCGGAGAAUCCUCCCUUUGAUCUUGACAACAUCGCCAUCGUUGGUAACGGAAAUUGCGCCUCUACGUGCGCGAUGUUUAGUACGCUCAUGAACGAACACUUCCACACCAAGAACGCUGUGUUUGGUGGGAAACCGGGAGAGAAUGUGGAGUUCAAAGGAAUGGCCGGUAACCAGGUGCUGGAAUGGGCUGAUUUGGAUUCGGAGAUUAAGACCGCUGACUUGGAGAACGACCCAUUAGCUCCCCCGGAUCUGUUGGUCUCUGGUAACUUCCGUGUGAACUGGCGAACAGCAUGGAGUUUCUUUGAUGAGAAUACACCUAUUGCUUAUGUAUCCGAACUUCCGAGAUUCCGCUUCCCAUACACCUUCGACACGUACAACAACCCCCAGAAUCUGUGGAUCUUCGCGAACAAAGAGCUCUUCCCACCACCUCCUCCUUCGCAUCAUCAUCAUCACCAUUUCAUUUAG